AUAAAAAUCAAAAAUAAAAAUCAAACAAAGUAUUGAGAACAUUUGUGUAAUCGUGGAAAUUAGUAAAAACCAAACUUGUUCUGUCUUAGAAAAAUUGGUUCUUAAAUAAGGUCUGUGUUAGCGUUACCCUCCAAUCUUUUCUAAGAACCUCGGGGAGUUCUAGAAAAGCUCUUGGGCCUAAAGUGGUACCUUGGCAGCCUUUCCAAUUGGCCUGGGAACAUUUUGGUGUAUACUUAUUACAUUAUUACAUAUUUGCGCUUAUAAUACUUACAAAAUAAAAAAUAAAAAAUAAAAAAAAUAUUUAUGCCACGAAACAGAGACACACUAGGGAGAUUUGUGAGACAACAAGUAGAAACUUUAGAAAACUCUCCUAGUUCGUCGUUUUCUUCCAUUCGUUCAAACACUCCUGAUUCACCGAGACUUCCUGAACCACCCACGAUGGCUCAUCAAGAUGAAGUCCAACCAAGAACGCUACAGGAAUAUUUACAUCCUACGCGUACAGCCACACCUUCGUGCAUAAUGUAUCCCAACAAUAUGCCAAAUUUCGAUUUCAAACCCGGCAUGAUUAACCUCCUACCAACCUUCCAUGGGUUGGAAAAUGAGAGUCCGUACGUGCAUAUUCGGGAAUUCGAAGAGGUGGUGGCUACAUUCAACAACCGAGCUGAUGUCACCAACAUUGUGAGAUUGAAAUUCUUUCCUUUCUCACUCAAAGACAAAGCAAAAAGCUGGUUGUAUUCCUUAAGGCCUAGAUCUAUCGGAACAUGGGACGAAAUGACAAAAGCAUUCUUUUCCAAAUAUUUCCCGCCCCAUAAGACUAGCAGCCUUAAGAGACAAAUCUCUACCUUCAUCCAGAAAGACCAUGAAACUUUCCAUCAGGUUUGGGAGAGGUUUAGAGAUUUGAUAAAUCAAUGCCCACAUCAUGGAUACGAAAGCUGGCGUCUGAUCAGCUAUUUCUAUGACGGUCUCACAACCGGACAAAGACAAUUCGUACAAAUGAUGUGCAAUGGCGAAUUCCUUCAAAAAGAUCCCGAUGAAGCUUUCGAGUACCUCGACGAUCUUGCUGAAAAAUCCUACACAUGGAAUGGACCAAGUCCUAUGGACAAGCCACGAUCAACUGGAAUCUACCAAUUGAAGGAAGAGGAUAACGUCAAAAGCCAAAUUGAAUCAUUGAGACAACAAUUCGAGGCUUUCAAAUCUCAAGAAGGUAGAGGAAUCCACAUGGCUGCAAAAGUAGAGACACGAGAUCCAUGCUUCAUCUGUGGAGGAACGGAACAUCAACCGCAAGAGUGCCCAACUCUUAGUGAGUUAAGAGGAGGAAAAGAGGAACAAUGCAAUGCCUUAGGGGAUUACAAGAAACCUUAUAACCCUUUCUCAAACACUUACAAUCCUGGUUGGCGCAACCAUCCAAAUUUCAGCUGGAAGGAUUCGAACCAAGCAUCUGGGAGCCAAUGGAGGCCUGAGCAGCAACAACCACCAAAAUCAUACAACGCUCCUCAAAAUAUCAUGCAGUCAAGUAAUUCUCUUGAGAGUACUUUGCAAAUGCUUGCACAAACUCAAAUAGCCUCAACUCAAGAGCUCAAAGCUUGUUUCACACAAAUGGUAGAGGAAAUGAAAGACAUGAAAGUCCAAAUGACAAAGCUAAACACUACUUUGGCUAUUCAAGAGCAUGGGAAACUUCCCGCUCAACCUCUAAUCCAUCAAAAAGGGCAACACAUGGCACAAACCUCCUCCUCUGCAGAUACAAAUUUCAAAGAGGUUAAUGCCAUAACUACUCGAAGUGGUCAAAGUACGGUUUCACCGUUAACAAAGACAACGAGUACGUCAAUGCCCGCUCCAGAUAAUGAUGUGCCAAUAAACAUUCCAGUAAAGGCACCCUUUCCUCAAGCUUUGAAAUCCACUGGAAAGGUACUGGAAAAUCAUGGUGAAAUCCUAGACCUUUUAACACAAGUGAAGAUCAACUUGCCAUUGUUGCAUGUGAUCAAACAAGUGCCGGCUUAUGCCAAGGUUAUCAAGGAUUUAUGCACCGUUAAAAGAAAGCAUCAUGUCAAGAAAACUGCAUUCUUGGCAGAACAAGCUAGCGCGGUAAUUGACUGCAAAACACCGCCUAAGUACAAAGAUCCUGGUUGUCCCACCAUCUCAUGUCAAAUAGGGGAACAGGAAUUUGGUCAAGCCCUUCUAGACUUAGGAGCAAGUGUAAAUCUCAUGCCAUAUUCAAUAUACUUGCAAUUAGGUCUAGGAGAACUCAAGCCCACAUCUGUGGUGCUACAACUGGCUGAUCGAUCAGUUAAGAAACCUCGGGGAAUAGUAGAAGACGUUCUGAUUCAAAUUGAAAAAUUCUAUUACCCUGUUGACUUUCUCAUCUUGGACACUCAAUCUGAAGUAAGUAUAGAGUCCAAAAUUCCCAUCAUUCUCGGUAGACCUUUCCUCGCAACAGCAAAUGCACUCAUUAACUGUAGGAAUGGUCUCAUGAAAAUCUCUUUCGGGAACAUGACUCUAGAAGUGAAUGUUUUCCACAUCGGCAAACAACCACCUGACAACGAUGAGUGUUUCCAAUCCUAUCUCAUCGAUACACUUAUUUCGGAAGAGGUCGAAUCAAAAUACACGUCUAAUCAUUUUAAUCACCUCUUCCAAAUUUCAGAAAGUUCUGAGCCUGAUGAGUCGACAAUCAACCCUGAAAUCGUUAAACACUCACAGGCUAAAAGAACCAUGUUUUGGAAUCCAAUCUUUGAGGAACUCCCUCAAGAUCGAGAAACACCAAAACCAUCUAUUGAACAAGCUCCUCAACCAAAGUUGGCCCAACUUCCUGACGGUCUUAAGCAUGUUUUCCUGGGAGCUGACAACACUUUUCCUGUCAUAAUAUCCUCCAAGAUCACUGCCACACAAGAGCUCCAACUCAUCAAUGUGUUGCAAGAACAAAGAGAUGCAUUAGGAUGGACGAUAGCUGACAUCAAAGGUAUUAGUCCAUUAAUUUGCUCCCAUCACAUUCAAUUGGAAGACGGGGCUAUACCACGUCGUGACCCGCAAAGAAGAUUGAACCCAACGAUGAAGGAAGUAGUAAAGACUGAAGUCUUGAAACUUCUGGAUUCUGGCAUAAUCUAUCCUGUUGCUGAUAGUAAAUGGGUCAGCCCAACUCAGGUUGUGCCCAAGAAAUCUGGGGUAACAGUGGUACCAAAUGAAAAAGGGGAACUUGUUCCUACCAAGGUCACAACUGGGUGGCGCAUGUGCAUUGAUUAUAGAAAAUUAAAUGCAGCCACCCGCAAAGACCAUUUUCCACUUCCAUUCAUCGAUCAAAUAUUGGAACGUGUGGCAGGUCAUCCUUUCUAUAGCUUUCUCGAUGGUUAUUCAGGGUAUUACCAAAUCGAGAUUGCCUUAGAAGAUCAGGAUAAGACCACAUUCACUUGUCCUUUUGGUACUUUUGCCUUCCGGCGUAUGCCAUUUGGCCUGUGCAAUGCUCCAGCCACUUUCCAGCGAUGCAUGAUGAGCAUAUUUAGUGAUAUGAUCGAGAAAUGUAUGGAAGUAUUCAUGGAUGAUUUGACAGUAUUUGGAGAUUCCUUUGAAUCAAGCCUUCUCAAUUUGGAGUCUGUGCUUAAACGUUGCAAAGAGAAAGGCUUAGUACUCAACUGGGAAAAGUGUCAUUUCAUGGUGCCAUCAGGCAUAGUAUUGGGGCAUGUCGUGUCAGAACGAGGAAUUGAGGUUGAUCAAUCAAAGAUUGAACUCAUAUCAAAGUUGCCCACCCCCAAGACUGUUAAAGACAUUCGGUCUUUUCUUGGGCAUGCAGGAUUCUAUAGGAGGUUCAUACAAAACUUUUCGACAAUUGCUCGCCCUUUGUCAAACCUCCUAGCAAAAGAUGUUGUGUUCAGUUGGACACCUGAGUGUGAGGAAUCUUUCCGAACACUCGUUGCAAAACUCACUUCCGCCCCUAUCAUUCAGCCACCAGAUUGGAACUUACCGUUCGAAAUCAUGUGUGAUGCUAGCAAUUAUGCUAUAGGGGCUGUCUUAGGUCAAAGAAGGGAAGGGAAGCCCUUCGUUGUCUAUUACGCAAGUAGAACUCUUAACAGUGCUCAAAUGAACUAUUCUACCACUGAGAAAGAGUUACUUGCUGUAGUAUUCGCACUUGACAAGUUUCGUUCCUACCUGAUUGGUUCACCUAUCACAGUCUUCACGGACCAUUCCGCCUUAAAAUACCUCCUUUCCAAAAAGGAUGCUAAGGCGCGUUUAAUUAGGUGGAUCCUUCUGUUACAGGAAUUUGAUCUGACCAUAAAAGACAAGAAAGGAGUUGAAAACGUGGUAGCGGACCACUUAUCUCGUCUUGAAUUUUCUGAUUCCGCUGAUGGCCCAGCCAUUCGAGAUGACUUCCCUGAUGAACAUCUCUUCGCAGUCACUAAGUUGCCAUGGUACGCUCAUAUCGUCAAUUACUUAGUGACUGGCGAACUUCCAACUGCAUGGAGUGCACAAGAUAAACGUAAAUUUUUGGUCGAGGUUCGUAACUUCUAUUGGGAUGACCCAUAUCUUUUCAAGUAUUGCCCCGACCAAAUUAUGAGACGUUGCAUUCCAGAUGAUGAAAUUUUUAGUGUUUUGAACUUUUGUCAUAAUGAAGCUUGUGGUGGUCAUUUUUCAAUGAAAAAGACUGCUGCAAAAAUCUUACAGUGUGGUCUUUAUUGGCCUACUUUGUUCAAAGACACUAACAAUUUCUGUCGAUCAUGUGAAAGGUGUCAGAAAUUAGGUGCCCUGUCCCGACGACAUAUGAUGCCAUUAAACCCAAUUCUUGUAAUAGAAAUAUUCGAUUGUUGGGGAAUAGACUUUAUGGGACCAUUUCCACCUUCUUCUGGCUACCUUUACAUUCUCCUCGCCAUAGACUAUGUCUCGAAAUGGGUGGAAGCUGUGCCUUGUCGAAAUAAUGAUAACACAACUGUUGUGAAAUUUUUAAAAGAAAAUGUGUUAUCUAGGUUUGGCACACCACGCGCUAUCAUAAGUGAUCAAGGCACCCAUUUUUGCAACUAUUCUUUUGAGACCUUAAUGCAAAAAUAUGGUGUAAUUCAUAAGGUUGCAUUGCCUUAUCACCCACAGACAAAUGGCCAAGCUGAGUUAGCCAACCGAGAAAUUAAGCAAAUUUUAGAAAAGACGGUUAAUCCUGACCGCAAAGAUUGGUCCUCACGACUUCUCGAUGCUCUCUGGGCAUACCGCACUGCUUACAAAACUCAACUUGGUAUGUCUCCUUAUAGGCUAGUCUAUGGUAAAGCCUGCCACCUUCCUGUUGAGCUGGAACACAAAGCCUAUUGGGCAGUUAAAAGCCUAAAUUUUGAUCUCAAGGCGGCAGGACUCAAUCGUAAGCUUCAAUUGUCAGAAAUUGAAGAGUUAAGGAACGAUGCUUAUGACAACUCUAGGAUCUACAAGGCUAAAAUGAAAGCGGUUCAUGACAAGCAGAUCCUAAGAAAAGAAUUUGAGCCAAACCAACGAGUGCAUCUUUAUGACUCUCGUCUGCAUAUCCACCCUGGCAAGCUGAGAUCAAGGUGGACUGGCCCAUAUGUUGUAAAAACCGUCUUUCCCAACGGUGCUGUUGAGGUCAUAGACCCAACUGAUGGGAGAGAA
This is a messenger RNA of Humulus lupulus (European hop), 5589 nucleotides long. RefSeq lists its product as uncharacterized. NCBI's taxonomy places the organism in Eukaryota, Viridiplantae, Streptophyta, Magnoliopsida, Rosales, Cannabaceae. The annotation marks the transcript as partial. The record is from RefSeq and is a predicted model, not a curated record. The transcript has a single exon. Gene Ontology annotation, molecular function: nucleic acid binding. Gene Ontology annotation, biological process: DNA integration.